CGUAUUCAAUACAGAAGCUGCUUCCAAGGCAGCUGGCUUCCGAAACGUACUUUUGUUGUUUUUAAUGGUUUGUUUGUUUUUGUUUUUUUGUUUGAUGGGUUUGUUGUUGAAGAGGUUCCUGCUACCUUCAAUGCCACCAACUCAGAGAGAAUCAGGGAUGACCGCCGCCAGAGGGAAAAUAAACGAAACAAAUAAUGUACAGAUUGGACGGCGAGAGCUUCAGUUCAAGUCUGCGCUGGGGGUGUCGUGUGUUGUGUUGAAAGAGGCCCCGAUGAGUUAGCGCUGUCAUUCAAUAACGUCGCUGAAGAGACGAUCAAGGUUGCUGGGUGCAUUGGUGGUCUUGGUCGGGGAUGCGUACUAUUCUGGAGAGCUUGGGAGUGUUUCAUUUAGCUUUUUCAUGAUGUUUCCCUUUUCUUACCCUUUUUUUUUUUUUUUUUUUUUUUCCUUCCAUUCUUUGUCUUUUCUGCUCCAGGAUGGAAAUUAGAUGGGGCCUCAGACGAUGAGUCGUACUUAAGAGGUCUGGAGUUGUCGCAUUGAGUUGGCCAAGGGUGUACAUCGCCGUGAAUUUGUAUUGGAAGGGUUUGUUCUACUUCCGGAUUUGGAAGUUGGGUGCGUGGUAGAAGUGGCAGAGUGUGGUUGAGUGUGGAGAGCAUUAUUUGGGGCGAUCUAUAUGGGGGAGAAGCUAGAAUUUCAGAAGAUGACGAUGAGUCCAACCUCGGUGGAGGAGCAGAAGCUGAAGCCUGAGAAGGUGCCCUUGCACAAGCGGCGCAAGUGCAGGAUAUGCUGCGGCGUGUGCUUGGUGGUUUGGAUAUUGCUUGCGAUUGUAGCCGUCGUGCUAAGCCUAACCAUUUUCAAGUUCCGAGACCCCAGGGUUUCUUUGGUAAAUGCCAAGCUGCAGAACGUCACAUUCAACCUCGAUAUGCUCACCUUGUCAGCGCUCUUGAACAUCUCGAUAUCGGCUGACGUGCGCGUGGACAACCCAAAUUACUAUGAUUUCAAGUACACUAACAGCACGAUUGAUAUGAAGUAUCACGUGGAUGAAGUGGGCGUGGUUAAUCUCGGCGCUGGAACCAUUCGCUCUCGAAAGACCGUCGACCUCCCGGCUGUCAUUAAGGUGGAGGCAAUAAGUCUUGCGGUAAACAGCCUGCAAGAUCUUUCCUCCAACGUUGCGACGUUAGAUUUGGACACUGUUAUGAGAGGGCGCGUCAAUUUGGCCAAAAUUUACAAGAAACACGUGACUGCAAUUUUGAACUGUACUUUAGAUAUCUUCAUCAGCAACCAAACAUUGAAGCAGACUGUAUGCAAACAAAAGAUUAAACUGUGACUGCUUCUAUCGAUAACUCCUGUAUCUAUCGCACCAAUUCUCUGAGCCACUUAAGUUUGUAGCCCCUUGCUUCGGGCCUACAGAGCGAAACAGUACCAGCCAUGGCCAAGGCUUAGACUUACUCAGGUACUUCAUCCUUGCUACACAUUACCAUGCAUCUUUCAGUGGAUCAGCUUGAUUCUAUGAAACUAGUACACAGUUGGGAGGAUAGAGGUGGAGCAAUUAGCCGUUGGUUUUGGAGGCUGCGAGGUUCAAAGCUGCAGGUUCGAUUUGCUCAUCGUUUUUGCAGAUUGUCACUAGAUUUAGUCACAUCCGUAGGCCAAAAUCAGAGCCGAUUUCGUACUCGAUUUUAAAAAGUUUUUUUUCCUUCCUUUACUAGACAUCCGUCUCUAGACUCCUACCCAAGGAUUCAUCAGGUGGUGGUUGUUCAAUUCUGUCUCGUUGAUGGGGUUCUCUUGCAAACAGCUUGUAAUACGGCGCAUAUUGUGUAAUACCAGUGAUUCCUACUGGCAUGAUCAAUCAACUGGGCAUUGAUGAAUCCAAGCCAUGAAAGCAGUUAAUGCAGUGCCUGUUUUACAUAGUAGGGCCGUGGAGUUAUGGAGACGCUUGGCACAAUCUCUGCCGAACAUCCAUCACUCGUUCAAGACAGCUUCGGUGUCCAUUUCUUAGGGUCCAGUUAUGUAUAUAUUACAACAUUGAACUGUUGGACUGCAGGCGUUCUAUGUUAU
Messenger RNA from Physcomitrium patens, 2052 nucleotides. RefSeq lists its product as uncharacterized. Lineage: Eukaryota; Viridiplantae; Streptophyta; Bryopsida; Funariales; Funariaceae. Gene Ontology annotation, biological process: defense response to other organism. The record is from RefSeq and is a predicted model, not a curated record.